Corylus avellana is the source of this 2560-nucleotide messenger RNA. RefSeq names its product putative wall-associated receptor kinase-like 16. The record is from RefSeq and is a predicted model, not a curated record. Gene Ontology annotation, cellular component: plasma membrane. NCBI's taxonomy places the organism in Eukaryota, Viridiplantae, Streptophyta, Magnoliopsida, Fagales, Betulaceae. Gene Ontology annotation, molecular function: protein serine/threonine kinase activity; polysaccharide binding; ATP binding. Gene Ontology annotation, biological process: cell surface receptor signaling pathway; protein phosphorylation.
CUCGAGUGGGAAGCUUUUGCAAAUCCUAGUACUAAUUUCAGCAGCAACAGCAGCAGCAAGCAUGGCGAAGCCUGACUGCCACAGCAAGUGUGGAGAUGUAGAAAUUCCAUUCCCGUUUGGCUUCACUGAGGGCUGCUAUCUAGACAAGAGUUUUAACAUCACAUGUGAGUCAUGUGACGACUACUCUAGAAACCCAAUGACAGCAGCUGGUAAUGUCCCUAUAACAAACAUAUCCAUUGACACUCAUCAGAUGCAUGUCAUGAAUUUGGUAGCCCAAGACUGUUACCAACGGGACCGUCGACUUGUUCGCCGGAACACCACCGCGCUCAGGGUGGGGCCUCAGUUCACCAUUUCCGACAAGCACAAUACCUUCACUGUUAUUGGCUGUGACACAAUUGCAUACCUUCGUGGGUACCAAAACGGAGAAGCAUACAGGAUCGGCUGCUCGUCUGAGUGCCCAAGCCUUAGCAACGUGGUGAAUGGGUCUUGCUCUGGCGUUGGGUGUUGCGAGGUUGGGUUUCCUGAUGGACUCAAAGAUAUUACGGUGGAAGUAAAUAGCUUUAAUAAUCACUCCAAAGUAUGGAGCUUCAAUCCCUGCGGAUAUGCUUUUGUUGUUAAGAAAGGCGAGUUCAACUUCUCCGCCGACUAUCUCAAAAAACUACCCAACGAAACGGUUCCGUUGGUGCUUGAUUGGGGAAUUGGCUUUAGUCAUGGAUGCGAAAAAGCCCAGAACCAACGGAAUUACGCAUGUAAGGAGAAUAGUGAAUGCAUUGAUCGUCAAAGAAUCAAGCAAGGGUACUAUUGCAAGUGCAAACAAGGUUACCGAGGGAACCCAUACCUCCAUGGCCAUGGGGGUUGCCAAGACAUUGACGAAUAUGGGGAUCCAAGUUUCAAUAAUUGCACGAACCAGAACCAGUGUUUCAACACAGAAGGAAGUUAUAAAUGUGGUUGUCCCAAGUGGUACCGUGGGGACGGGAGAAAAGAUGGUGAACGUUGUUACCCGGAUUUUGCACUAGCGGUUAAGAUUCCCAUUGGCAUUUGCAUAAGCUUAAUUGCUUUGCUUGGGGGUAGCUCGUGGUUGUACUUAGUACUCAGGAAAAGAAGAUUUAUUAAGCUUAAAGAAAAAUUCUUUCAACAAAAUGGGGGUCUGAUUUUAGAACGGCAUCUCAAAGAACAAGUGGGAUCCACCGAAACAGCCAAAAUCUUUACUAUAGAAGAGCUGAAGAAGGCUACCAAAAACUAUGAUGAGAGUAGGAUCAUUGGCCGAGGAGGCUUUGGUACAGUUUACAAAGGAUUUUUACCAUAUAAUAGAAUUGUUGCCAUUAAGAAGUCCAAGACAAUGGAUCAAAACCAAAUUGACCAAUUCAUUAACGAGGUUGUUUUACUCUCCCAAAUUAACCAUAAGAAUGUUGUCAAACUCUUGGGUUGUUGUUUAGAGACAGAAGUUCCUUUGUUAGUCUAUGAAUUUGUCCCAAAAGGUACACUCUUGAAUUAUAUACAUCAUGAAAGCAGCGGAUCCACCAAACGAUGGGAAACCUAUCUAAAAAUAGCUGCAGAAACAGCGGAUGCACUAUCGUAUCUACAUUCUGCAGCUUCAACACCUAUAAUCCAUAGAGAUGUCAAGUCGUCAAACAUACUACUUGAUGAUAAUUUCACUGCAAAAGUCUCCGACUUUGGAACUUCAAGAUUGCUUCCUCGACAUCGAAAGGAACUAGCUACUGUGAUGCAGGGAACUCUUGGGUACUUAGAUCCCGAAUACUUGCAGACAAACCGAUUGACAGAGAAAAGUGAUGUAUAUAGCUUUGGAGUGGUCCUUGUGGAGAUACUAACAGGAGAUGAUGUGCUUUCAUUCGAUAGGCCAGAGGAGGAGACGAGUUUACCUAUGUAUUUUCUUUCUUUCUUGAAAGAGGAUCAAUUGUUUGAAAUUCUUGAGAACCAUAUUGUUGAAGAAGGAAAUAAAGAGCAGAUCAAAGAAGUCGUUGAACUUGCAGAGAGAUGCUUAAAAGUGAAAGGGGAUGAGAGGCCUAGUAUGAUGGAAGUGGCAAUGAAGUUAGAACGAAUAAGAAAGAUAGACACACAUUCGUGGGUUAAUGCUCAAUCAAAUGUGGAAGAUGCCAAACACCUGCAUAGUGUGACAUCUGACGCUUAUGAAUGCGGUGGAAGUAGCAGUACAACCAUUGGAUAUGAUAGCAUGAAUGACCAUGUAACGUCAGCCUUGGGGGAUGGCAGAUGAAUGUGGCAUACAUACACCCUUUUUUGUUUUUUUUUUUGGGUAAUUCAACUUCUCGUUUUAGUGUCUUAAAGAGAGUUAUGUUUGCUUUAGAGCCUCAACAAAAUGCUCAAUAGAUGGUGAUGACAUACAUAUUCUCUCUACACUAUUCUUCAAGUGUUGAGUAUUCUAUUCUGGUUGAAAGAGCAAUGUUGGUGUUAUUUGGAGUAAUUGUUUUGUUGUAUUCUGCUGUCUUGUACAGCUGCUAGCUGUGGGAUUGUAUAUCUGUUGUUGUUUGGCAAGUGUACUUUGCUUAAAUGUGGAGUGGUAUGUAAGAAAUUUUUCAAUAAA